Molecule: messenger RNA, 858 nt
Organism: Harmonia axyridis
Lineage: Eukaryota; Metazoa; Arthropoda; Insecta; Coleoptera; Coccinellidae
Product: apolipoprotein D-like
Exons: 4
Coding region: 53-745 (230 amino acids)
Source: RefSeq, a predicted model, not a curated record
UAUCGUAAUAGUUGAUAAAGUGAACUCAUUAGUGAUUCGGAUAUUCAAAUUCAUGAAAUCGUUUCUGAAGAUGGUGAAGUUGGCUUGCAGUUUUCUAACUUUAGUUUUUAUAUUGGAAAAUGUUGAAUGUGUUUCCUAUAAUUUUGGCGACUGUCCCAAAAUAAAAGCGUUCCAGAACUUCAACAUGUCAAAGUUUCUGGGGUUAUGGUAUAUAGUUCAAGGAGAUGACAAUUCCAUAUUAUGUGCAUCUAUGGAUUUCAGAGCAGUUAAUUCUUCUUCUCCAUUUAGUGUUGAGCAAACAGUUAGCUACCAUUUUUUACCGAUACAACACAUUACUACAAGAACUGGACGUUUAAGAAUUAUUGAUAAGAGCAUUCCAGCUGGUAUGAAAAUUCGAUGGCAUUGGAGUAUCCCAUCACAGUACAUGAUUGUUUUCGAUACAGAUUAUUCCCAUUAUGCUGGAAUUCUUUUAUGUUCUUCACUGGGGAUCACCUCGGAAUCAAAAAUUUUUAUUUUAUCUAGAACCACUGUACUAGAUGGAUUAUAUACGAAAAAGAUUAAAGAAACUUUAAAGUUAAAUUAUUUCAGUACUUCAGAAAUUACUGAAAUAGAUCAUAAUGAUUGUCCUACAAAGAAGUCUGAAGAUACAUUCAAACUGGAUAUUACACCAAAUAUCCUAUCUGCAAAAUCAAUUGUUGAUGAUAUCGAAAAGAAAAUUGGAGAAACCUUCAAGAAGCUGGAUUAGGAGGUCCCAGAGAUAAACUUAGUUUCGAGAUGAUUCCAAGCAGAAAUAUUGGGAAUCACUAUGUUGUAUUUUUAUGUAUUGGUUUCUUAAAAAGUAAAAGUUUAUUUUGGGUA